Molecule: messenger RNA, 1330 nt
Organism: Hypomesus transpacificus
Lineage: Eukaryota; Metazoa; Chordata; Actinopteri; Osmeriformes; Osmeridae
Gene: dnajc19
Product: DnaJ (Hsp40) homolog, subfamily C, member 19
Exons: 6
Coding region: 383-733 (116 amino acids)
Biological process (GO): protein import into mitochondrial matrix
Cellular component (GO): PAM complex, Tim23 associated import motor
Molecular function (GO): ATPase activator activity
Source: RefSeq, a predicted model, not a curated record
AAUAAAUGUAUAUAUAUAUGUAUGAAUAAUAUCCUAUAAUUCAGGACUGACCCAUCUAUCCGUGACAGAAAAUACAUGUUCGGGUAAACAUGUAGUUUAGUCUCAUUUACUUUAAAUUAGCUCAAACUUUCUACGUUUCUACGUCUUUCGCGAGAAGCUGGAAACAUAGUAGCUUAUAUAACUUUCAGUGCACAUUAUUCAAGGUACACUGAACGUUCUAAGCAUUGCGACAUUUCGCUUUACUUUGCGACAGACCAUAGUGUGACACGAGUUUUUGUCGGUUCAAAACAUGAGAGGUCAUUUGUGACUUUGAUCUGCGAAAAAGGUGGACUGAAAGUUAUGUUUCCAGCUUCUGACAGAGGCGGAUCAUAACAUAAGGAACAUGGCCACUACCGCAGUGGCCGUGGGGCUGACUUUGGCAGCGGCUGGAUUUGCAGGUCGCUAUGCCAUGCAGGUCAUGAAGCACAUGGAACCACAAAUGAAGCAAGCCUUACAGAGUUUCCCCAAAACUGCGUUUGGAAGCGGAUACUACAGAGGUGGAUUUGAGCCAAAGAUGACCAAGAGAGAGGCCUCCCUCGUGUUAGGAGUCAGUCCCACGGCCAACAAGAUCAAGAUCAGGGAAGCUCACAGAAAGAUGAUGAUCCUAAACCAUCCAGACAGAGGCGGAUCACCCUACCUAGCAGCCAAGAUAAAUGAGGCAAAGGAUCUAAUGGAUGGACAGUUGAAGAAAUAAACUCUUCAUAUUGUUGCACUGGAUGGGAUGGGGAUCUUUUGUAAUUGCAUGUUCCCAAAUAAAUUAUGUAUAUACCACUCAACUGCUUGGUUUACCCCUGGAGCUACGAUAUAGGGACUUAAGCUAUGCAUUUAGUCUAAGAACAUCUGGUAAAAAAAGGGGUACUAUGUUGUGCUACAAUCCCCUAAAAUAUUUUACAAACCUUUUUAAAACCUGGUGCUUAAAAAAAUAUCUGGUGGACAACUGGUGCCUUGCAGUGUUGGUUAGACAUGUUUUUUUUUUUUCUUCAGAACAAUCUCAUACUUAAAUUACAAAAUUGACAAGGCUGUUUUAGAUCCAGAUGAAAGAUCAGGUUUUAUUUAAGAACUACCUGCAUACAAAACAUAUUGCACAUCAAACAACCAGAAUGAUCAUUAAAAAAACAGACAAACGCAGCUGACCAAACAAAAUCUGGAGAUUGUUUUCUCAGUAGUCCAAAUUGCCACCUGUGUGAAAAUACAUCAAGGCCAGUUUUAGUGUUCAAGAAUUCAAUUGUUUUUCUUUUUAAAUACUGUACAGUUUUUGAAAAAUAAAUAAAACCAAAUGAGUUCUCUGAGA